ACUGCGCCAAAACUAUGGAGCUGCACUCAGCCUCAAAGUGCAUAGCCUUCUUCCUCCUCCCUCUACUAGCCAGCGUGCAUUACGCUCAGGCGCACCCUGGUCGUCCCUCGAUCCACUCCAUCUUCAGCUUCGGCAACUCGUACGCCGACACCGGCAACUUUGUCAAGCUCGCCGCGCCGGUGUUCCUGGUCAUGCCUUUCAACAACCUCCCCUACGGCGAGACCUUCUCUGGCCGCCCCACCGGCCGAGCCUCCAAUGGCCGCAUCACCAUGGAUUUCAUCGCCAGCGAGUUUGGGCUCCCUUUCGUCCCCCCGAUUCUCGGCAAAGAGCGUAACUUCACCCGCGGAGCAAACUUCGCCGUCGUCGGCGCCACGGCGCUCGAUCUAGCCUACUACCUCGAGAACAACAUCACGAGCGUGCCCCCUUUCAACAGCUCCUUGAGCGUGCAGCUCGACUGGUUCCAGAAGCUCAAGCCCACCUUGUGCUCAACGCCACGAGGGUGCAGAGACUACUUCAAGAGAUCCCUCUUCUUCAUGGGGGAGUUCGGAGGGAACGACUACACCUUCCUCAUGGCCGCCGGGAAAUCCUUCGGCGAGGUCGCGUCGUACGUUCCGAAAGUCGUAGGAGCCAUCUCAGCUGGCGCUGAGGCGGUGCUCAAGGAGGGAGCGAGGUACGUGCUGGUGCCGGGGCAGCUGCCGACGGGGUGCAUCCCCAUCGUCCUGACGCUGUACGCGAGCCCCAACAAGCGGCACUACGACCGCCGGACCGGGUGCCUGAGGAAAUACAACGCGCUCGCGCGCUACCACAACGGAGUGCUGUUCGAGGCCGUGUACCGGCUCCGGAUCAAGUACCCGGCGGCGAAGAUCGUCUACGCCGACUACUACGCGCCGCUGAUCGACUUUCUCAGGAAACCAAAGAAAUUCGGGUUCAGUGCUUCGUCGAAGCUCCGUGUGUGCUGUGGCGCCGGCGGGCCGUACAACUACAACAUGACGGCGGCGUGCGGGUUUCCCGGCGCGACCGCGUGCGCUAACCCCGCCACGCACAUCAACUGGGACGGCAUCCACCUGACGGAGCCGGCGUACGAGCGCGAUUUUUUGUCCAAAAAGACCCCCUGCCGAGAUGAAUUGCCAAAAAAGACUACCUCUGGAUCAAUUUGAUAAAAAGGACCCCCUCAGCGGUGGCGGCAGGCGCGGCAGGCGACACGUGGCACCUGCCGCCACGCCAGGAGGCAGCGGGCCCAGCCGCCACCGCCGGAGGCGGCCACCCAGCUAGAACGGAUUUCCUGCAGUGCGAGGCGCCGCGACGUAACGGGCGAGGCCAGGUGGGCCCUGCCACCACAGGGCGAGGCGGCCUCUCGUGCCCAUGCCGCGCCCAGGCCGACAGGCCAGCUGCACGCGCGACGAGACAGUGGGCCCGGCCGCCACCGGGUGAGGCGGCCGCGCUGCAUUCGGCCCGACAGCCGGUCCUGCUGCAGAUUAUUCCUGGCGCUGAUUCCGACGAAAACUUCCCUCAUUCCCACGCGCGUAAUGACGACGAAUUUCACGCUAUUGCAAACUGGGCUGAUUCCCACCCGCGGAGGACGACGAAUUUCACGGGCAGGAACUGUUGUGCCGACACUACAGGGAUGCUCCUCCUUUAUAUAGUAUGCGUAUGCUCCGUGCGCAAGCACACUCUGCCCUCCUCUUCUACUCUUUGCGUGCAAGAACACAGAGAAAGCAAAACUCAUUACACAUUUCA
Triticum aestivum (bread wheat) is the source of this 1737-nucleotide messenger RNA. RefSeq names its product GDSL esterase/lipase At5g45910-like. The coding region runs from base 15 to 1157 and encodes 380 amino acids. Lineage: Eukaryota; Viridiplantae; Streptophyta; Magnoliopsida; Poales; Poaceae. The transcript has 5 exons. The record is from RefSeq and is a predicted model, not a curated record. Gene Ontology annotation, molecular function: hydrolase activity, acting on ester bonds.